CGCGGCCCUCCCCGGGGCACCGGCGGCUCCGUCCCGCUGCCGUCGAGGGGAAGCGGCGGCGGGGACCGGGGGCGGGGGCAGGAGGGGAUAAAAGCCCCGGCCCGCGCCUUGCUGCUGUGGCUGGCAGUCUCCUGCCUUCCUUCUUCAUCCUCAUCAUCUUCAUCCUCCUCCUCAUCUUCUUCAUCAUCAUCAUCAUCACCAUCCUCAGCCGUGCUGCCGGCGCUGGCCGCGACCCCAAACUUCCCCCAGCCGCCGGAGAGGAGAGGAGCGGAGCAUGCGGGGCUGGCGGCGGGGCCGGCACCGGCACCGCGUUCCCCGGCCAUGAGGCGGCCGCCGGGCGCUGCAGAGUGUUAAAAGCAGAGUGAAACCUGGAGAUGUGUGAGGUGGCCACUACAGUGAUGUUUCCUUGGACUGUUUCCCCACUACACACAGAAUGGAAGUCUGUGCAGACCUUCCUACGAUUAGUGCAAAGCUAGCUGCACAUGUAAUCUGUGUCAAGGAGCACUGGGAUCCAGCUAAGAGCCAGCGACAAUGUCUUUAAACUGUCGGACGCUUCCUACUCGACUUGGAGUUUGUAAGGUGAACUGCAGAGGGCUGGCAUGCCUCUUGGUCUUCACAGUGAGUCUCUGUGGCAGUGCCCCGGGGAUGUGUCCAACAGCCUGCAUCUGUGCCAGCGAUAUCGUAAGCUGCACCAGUAAGAACCUCUCUCGGGUGCCAGGAAAUCUCUAUAAAAGUAUGAAAAGGCUGGAUCUGAGUUAUAACAGAAUUGGAUUCUUAGAGCCUGAAUGGGUCCCGGUGCUGUUUGAGAAGCUGAACACUUUAAUAAUCAAUCAUAACAGCAUUAGCAGCAUUAUCACUGGAAGCUUUUCCACAACCCCAAACCUGAAGUACCUAGACUUGUCGUCCAACAGCCUGAAGACGCUGGGCAGCGCCGUGUUCCAGGAGCUGAAGGCCCUGGAAGUUCUCCUGCUGUACAACAAUCAGAUAAUGCAGAUAGAGUCUUCAGCCUUUGGAGGAUUGUACAAAUUACAGAAAUUGUACUUAAGCUAUAACUCACUCUCGCAUUUCCCGCUGGACUUGUACAUUGGAAAACACAAGCUGACAGAACUCAUAUUGCUGGAUGUUUCCUAUAACCACAUCCAGUCGAUGCCUAUCCAGCGCCUGAGUUCGGUGCCAGCCAAGCAUCUCAGUGGAGUUUAUCUUCAUGGCAACCCGUUUUACUGUGACUGUACACUGUACUCCAUGCUGAUCUUCUGGUAUCAAAGGCACUUCAACUCUGUCGUGGACUUCAAAAGCGAGUACACUUGUUUGCUGCGAUCAGACCCAAGAGGUUACAAUAAACUGCCUUUACUGCACGACAACUUUCUGAAUUGCUCUGAAAGCACCAUCAACAGCUCUUUCCAAGCCUUUGGGUUUAUUCAUGAUGCCCAGGUUGGUGACAGGCUGAUCGUUCACUGUGACAGCAGAAUCAGUGAUGCAGGCACGCACUUUGUUUGGGUUAGUCCAGACAAUAAAUUGCUGGAGCCAGACAAGGAGACAGGCAACUUUAGGGUGUUUCAUAACGGGAGCCUGGAGAUAACAGAUGCCCAGCUAGAGGACUCUGGGGUGUACUCCUGCAUUGCAAUAAAUAAGAAAAGACUAUUGAAUGAAACCAUAGAGGUUAGAAUAAAUGUGAGCAAUUUCACAGUUAACAAGUCCCAUGCUCAUGAAGCAUUUAAUACAGCUUUUACGACCCUUGCUGCCUGUGUAGCCAGUAUUGUUUUAGUACUCCUCUAUCUCUAUCUGACCCCCUGCCCAUGUCAAUGCAAGACAAAGAGGAGGAAGAGGAAGCUGAACCAAAGCAGUGCCCACUCAUCCAUACUGAACUCCACACCGCCUCAAGAGCUGCCUGCUGAUGAGAAGAAGGCCAGCACUGGCAAACGAGUGGUUUUCCUGGAACCUGUACACGAACCAAAACACAAUCAGAAUGGGAAAGUAAAACUGUUUCCUAAUGACAAUGCAAUAGCUGAGAGCAUCUUAAAAACCACUCGAACAAAAUCCGACUCUGAUUCCGUCAACUCUGUGUUCUCAGAUACACCUUUCAUGCCAUCAACUUAGUUUGCUGCCUGUGUUUGUAUUGUGCAGUCACAUUUCUGAAUACCUCCUUUGCUUGUAGCAUCCAUCAGGAAAAAGAAAUAAAGAGAGAAAAUG
Molecule: messenger RNA, 2190 nt
Organism: Cygnus olor (mute swan)
Lineage: Eukaryota; Metazoa; Chordata; Aves; Anseriformes; Anatidae
Gene: AMIGO2
Product: adhesion molecule with Ig like domain 2
Exons: 3
Coding region: 532-2097 (521 amino acids)
Biological process (GO): brain development
Molecular function (GO): protein binding
Source: RefSeq, a predicted model, not a curated record